Messenger RNA from Plasmodium gaboni, 13209 nucleotides. RefSeq lists its product as hypothetical. Gene Ontology annotation, cellular component: endoplasmic reticulum membrane; nucleus. The transcript is spliced from 9 exons. NCBI's taxonomy places the organism in Eukaryota, Apicomplexa, Aconoidasida, Haemosporida, Plasmodiidae. The annotation marks the transcript as partial. The record is from RefSeq and is a predicted model, not a curated record. Gene Ontology annotation, biological process: positive regulation of DNA-templated transcription; protein autoprocessing. Gene Ontology annotation, molecular function: DNA-binding transcription factor activity; sequence-specific DNA binding.
GUUUUUUUUGAAAUAUCUUCAAAACCUGAUCUUUUGUUCUUAGAAAAAAUAAAUAAAAAUAAAUCAUACCUUUUAAACAUUCCAAUUAUAAUAGAUAUCACAUUAUUUGUUGAUAAAAAAAAUGAUGAUGAUGAAAAAAACAAGACGAAUAAGAUAAUAACAGUAGAGGGUGUAAGUGUCAUGGAUGAUGAUAAUAAUAUAAAAAUAAUAAAUAAAAAAAAAAAAAAUAAUAAUAAUACUAAAAAUAAUCAAGAUAAUAAUAAUAAUAAUAAUGAUAAUAUUUGUUGUCCAAACUUUUUAGAAGUUCAUAAGAGAGACGAAAAAGAUAGAAACUCAUCUAUUCCUCAUACUUAUAACUGUUAUAAGGAAGAAAUAAAUCUAUAUCUCAUUUUUUGUUUAACAUUUCCAUGUUUAAUAACGAAUAUAUAUUUUUUGAAUUAUAAGAAGGUUACAACAGAAGAAACUAAAAGUAUGAUAAUAGAAUUAGUAAAUAAAAAUAAAUUUUUAAAUAUUAAUUAUAGUAUAUCUAAAAUUCCUUAUAUAACAAUAAAUAAAAAAGAGGGAAAAAUUAAUCCACAAGAAAAAGAUAUAAUAACACUUACAUUGAAAUGUAAUAUCAUAAAGAAAAUUAAUGAAUAUAUGUAUAUUUUUUUUUGUAAUAAUAUAUAUUUUUUUGUCAUUUUUAUAAAUGGAGAAGUGCAAUUAUUAUCAAAUAGUAAUGAUGAUAUGCUGACAAAGAAAAAUAUAAAAAAUAAAUAUGAUAAUAGUAAUGAUGAUAAUAAUAAUAAUAAUAAUAAUAAUACUUAUAUAUUAAAUCAUAUCAGUCAUAUAAAAAAAAAAAAAAACGUAAAGAGAAAUGCCAAUGAUCAUAAUAUUAACAAUGAUGAUGAUAAAAUAUUCGAACGCAUUCUUAAAAAUGUAGAAUGUAAUAAAGUAAACAGACAUUUAUAUGAACAAGAUGGACAACUAGAUAAAUAUAAAUACAAUGAAAAUUUUAUGAAUUAUUUAAAAAAUAAUAAAAAAAAAUAUAACGAUGUUUUGAAAUACAUCUACAAAAAGAGACAUAAUUCAAAACAUAAUAUUAUAAUUAAUAACAACAUAAAAAAUAAUGAUUCUAUGAUGAACAAAACAGGUUGUCAAAGUUUACAAUAUAAAAAAGACAAUAAUAAUAAUAAAAAAAAAAAUGUAGAUAAUCAUAAUAAUAUAAUAAAAGAAUGUAACAUAGAUGAUAAAAGAACAAACGUUUUAAAAGAUCUUUAUAUAUAUAUAAAUGAAGAAUAUACAAAUAAAAUUACAAAUAUAUAUAUACCUCAACAUUUCUAUGAAGAAAAAAGAAAACAAUAUAUAGAUAUAAAAAAAAUGAAUAAACAACAAUAUAUAAUUACAACAAUGAAAAAAGAAAAAAAUUUUAAUGAAUCAUUAAAUUUAAAAAAAAAUAAAAUAAAUAAUAUUAAUAAAGAGAAUGAUAAUAUUUUUCAACAUGUCCAUAUUAUAAAACAAUAUUUAAUAUAUCCAAAAAUUAUUAAUUUUAAUUAUAUAUUAUUAAAUAAAGAAUUUGAAACGUAUAUUCAUAUACAUAAUACAAAUUCUAUAUAUCCAAUAAAUAUAUUUUUUUCACAUAGUAAUAAUAUACAAAUUAAUUAUCCUGAUGAAACAAAUAAUAUAAAUCAUAGCCAAAUUAAUGAGAGCAACAUAUGUGAUUCUUAUCAAAAUACUAAAGUUACAAUAAAAGAAAAUACACAAAAAAAUAUAUGUCUAAAAUUUAAUUUAAAAAAUUAUAAUAUUUUUAAUAAUAAUAAUAAUCAAAAUAAUCAAAAUAAUGAAAAUAAUCAAAAUAAUGAAAAUUUUUUUUUUCCUCAAUUACAAAGUAUUAAUAAUGUAGAAGAAGAACAAAUAUGUAACAACCAUAUUAUUUCAAAAAGAAAUAGUAAAAAUAAUAAUGAACAUAAUUAUUUAAAUGAUCCUUAUAAAGACAAACCAUAUAAUAUAUAUCAUCAUAAAACCACACCAUUCUAUGAAAUAUAUAUUUAUUAUGAAUAUAUCUAUUUAAAAAAUGAAGAGCUUUGUUAUAUAGACAAAAUAAUACUUCAGGCCAACUUAAUAUUAUUAAAUCUUUUUAUAAAUACUAACAUAUUAUAUUUUUCUUUUACAAAUAGGGAUAUAGACAUCUUUUAUAAUAACUAUUUCUUUGUAUACAAUCCGUUUAAUAUCACAAUACAGAUGAAAUUAAAAUAUAAUGAGCAAGUCUUAAAAAUGAACAACCUUAUAAGUAUAUGUCCUGGUGAAUAUAAAAUUAUCCCAGUACAAUUUAUUCCCAGCGAAGCUACAAAAUGUGUAGAAGAAUUUAUUCAAGUAAUAUUGGACGACUUCAGAUUGUACAAAAGCAUAAAAUGUUUGUGCUCUCCAUCCCAAUGUAGCUAUAAAAUUAACGUGACUGAAAUAAAUUUUGAUCAUGUCCUUUUAAAUAAAAAUUAUUCAAAAAGUUUUUACAUAACAAAUACAAGUAAUUUUCCACUUGUGUUUAUGUGCGUUUAUAAACCCACAUAUGUACAUGUCCUUUCGAAGCGUAAUUAUGCUAAUAAAAAUGAAAAAAUAAAAAUUACCAUAUUGAUAAAUAUCAAAGAAGAUAUAAAAAUAAAAGAUAAACUUAUAUUCUAUGUGAGACAAAGAGGAAACCUGAUUCUACCUAUAAGUGUCAAGGUGGCCCAAUCCAAUAUUGUAAUAAUAAACUGUCCAGAUAUUAUACAAGAGAGCAUGGAACGUAAAAGCUACCAGCUCAAUAUUUUAAACAAAGGCAUGUGCGAAGAAAGUAUUAUUAUUAAUUUCAAUGAAAUAACGUUUUUCAAUAUAUAUAUGCAAGAUGAAAAUAUAAGAAAUAAAAUCAGUUGUAUGAACUAUAAAAACAAAGAAUAUAAACAGAGUGAAGAGAAAAAAGAAAAUAUAUUUUUUAAUAUAUAUAAUUUAGAAUAUGAUAAUAUUAUAAUAGACGAAUAUAUAAAAUAUUAUUACAAUGAAUUUAUUUUAUUAUAUAAUAAUUUAUGUAAUAAUAAUAAUAAAAUAAAAGGUAUACUUCAUAUUUCAAAAGAAAAAAAAUGUUUAAAUAAUUGUUAUAGAAUUAUAAUUCCACCUAAUACAUUUAUAACUUUAAUUAUGGAAUGUUAUAUAAAUAAAAUAUAUCAAAGAGAGUUAUUUUUAUAUGAACAUGUAAUAUUAAAUAAUAAAUUUAUGAACGAUGCAAAUUAUAAAGAUAAAUUAAAAAUUAAUAUAAAAAAUGAAUAUUUAAAAUUUACUCCUUCUUAUCUUUAUUUUGAAGAUAUUUUAUUAUUUAAUUCGGAGAAAUAUUUAAUCACCUAUUUUGAAAAAACUAUAACAAAAAAAUUGAAAAUCAAAAAUCUGUCUCCAGAAAAUUUAACAUGUACUGCACGAAUAUGUGAUUAUAAUCAAGAGCAGACAAAAACAUUACAACAUGGAAAGAUAUCUAAUAAUAAUAAUAUAUCAAGUGAUGAUAAUCAUGUCUAUAAAGAUAACAAUAUGUAUGAAACUAAUGGUACCAAUAAAAAUACAAUAAAAGAUAUAAAAGGAGAAGAAGACAAAAAUAAAUAUAAACAUAAACAUAAAAAUAAAAAUAAACAUAAAAAUAUAAAACAUUUAAUAGACAUAAGUAAUGUACCAGAUAUUUUAAAAUCUAACGAAGAGUGUUAUAUAAACAUAAAAGUUGAUAAUAUAGAAAAAGAAGGAAGAUAUGUUGAAAUGCUAGAAAUAUGUACGGAAAAUAAAAAUAAAAAACAAAAUGAAGAAAAAAUAAAAUAUUCUAUAUAUAUACUUAUAAAUUGUAAAGAUGUUAAAUUAUAUUUCGAUGUUUCUUAUAUUAAUAUUAUAUAUAAUAAAUUAAAUCAAUAUAAUUAUUUCUCUUUCCAUAUAUAUAAUCAUGGUUAUAAUUAUGUAAGAGUCAAUUAUAUUUUCAAUAAUUUAUUUAAAGAACAAUUUUUAUUAGAUAUACAAUUUUUACCAAACAACCAACUAAAUAAGAAAAAUAAAAAAAUAAAAGUUAUUUUAAAAUAUAUGUCAAAAAUUAAUAUCAAACUUAAAACAUUUAUUACUAUAACUGUAAUGGACCAUGAAAAAUAUGACAUUCCUUUGUUCAUAAAUAUUAACGAAGAAAUUGACUAUCUCAUGAGCAAGGUAAAUUAUAAAGAUGUAAUAGAAAAUAAAGACAUAACAAAGAAUAAACAUGACAAGAUAUAUAUACACAAAACGGAUCAGCACUUAUACGAAGAAAAUCAAAAUAAUGCGGAUCAAAAUAAUCAUGAUAUAUCACACAUUUAUUCUUAUGAUAAACAAAUAAAAAGUGAAGCGUCUACAAAUAAAGCCCAGUUAUUAUCAUCACACCUGUCAGGUGAACACAAAGAUGAUGUUCAUAUUAUAAAUGACAAUAAAAAUAUAAGUUAUUUUACUAAAGAGCAAGAAUUUGCCCUAUAUAAUAAUAUGUCUAUACCAUAUACACUUAAAUAUAAACAAAAUAAAAAAGUGAAUGUCGAUGAGAAUGAAAACAUAAUCUCCUCCUUUUACAAACAAAAUAUGGAAGAAUCAAGUGAUAUAUAUAGUAAUAUAUUUAAAAAUCUACAAAUUGAAAAUAUAAGAAAUCCUUAUUAUAAUACAAAUGAAGAACCAAUAAUUAAUUUAAAAGAAAUUGUACAUGAUUAUAUUUUUAUAUUUAUUCAACAUGUUAUCAUAAAUAAAAAUUAUUUCCCACAAAUAAUUGAAAACACUAAUGAUCUAUAUGUAUUUUUUUUAAACAUUUUAUAUGAUCUAUCUUUUAUAUUUAAUAGUAGCAAGAAUAUACAAAAUAUAAUAAGUGAACUAAAAGCAUAUGAACAUAUGCAAAAUAAUAGUGUUGACAAAAAUGACUUUUUAAAUGAGAGCUUUUUAAAAAACAUGAAGUCUCUAACAGAAUGGUUGAUCCAAGAGAACCUACUAAUAUAUCAUAUAAUGUAUGAAAAUUUAUUACCUCUUAAUUUGUACCUACAUUAUAUUUUUAAAAACAUACCAGAAUACUUUUAUAUAAAAAAGGAAAGUGAUGAAAGAAAAAAAAAAUGGAAAGAAAAAAAGAAUGUAGAUAACUCAAUAUUAUAUGAUAAUAAAAAAGAUAUAGAUGAGGAAGAAUAUAAUGAAGAAAAAAAAAAUUUCAUAAAUAUAUCUGAUAUACAAUCAUUUUUAAACAAUGAUAAUUACAAAGGAGAUAAUAACAUUUUUUAUUUAGAUAAUAUAUUUAAAACAUAUAUUAAAUUAUUUAUAUAUUCUUGGAUUACUAUAUUCUUAGAUAUUAUUUUUAAGAGAAUCUUUUCUUUUAUAACUAUUACAUCGUUAUAUAAUUCGAGAGGUAUUAAAAUAUGUACUCUUGAAAAUAAUAUAUAUGAAAAUAUUCAUAUCCAUAAAAUAAAUUAUCUUAUAGUAUUAAAUAUACAAGACAAUCAAAUUAACAAGUAUGCAUGUUUUUCUACAAAUGAAAAAAAAAAAAAAUAUAUAGAUAAAAAAAAAAAUACAUAUAUAGAUAAAAAAAAAAAUAUACAUAUAGAUAAAAAAAAAAAUAUACAUAUAGAUAAAAAAAAAAAUAUACAUAUAGAUAAACAAAAAAAUAUACAUAUAGAUAAAAAAAAAAAUAUACAUAUAGAUAAACAAAAAAAUAUACAUAUAGAUAAACAAAAAAAUGAAAAUUCAAAUAUAAAGGUACACGAUUUAUCAUAUAAUCAUCAUAAAUAUAAUGAAGUUUCAAAUAUACAAGAAAAAGCAUACUUUCAUUUUUAUCAAAAUAAUUUUAUAGACAUAAAGGAAGUGCUACAUAAAAUUGGACAGUCAGAAGAUACAAAUCUCUCAAAAAAAAACGAAGAAAUAAAAGAAACAAAUAAGGACUCUUAUCAUACAAAUAAUCUUUAUAAUAAUAGUAACAAUUUCAAAAAUAAUGUGAAGGAAAAUAACAAAAUGAACAAAAUUAUAAAAAAGGAGACACCAAAAAUAUUAGAUCAAAAAAAGAAAAAAAAUACGAUUAAAGAGGAAGACAAAAAGAAAAAAACGCAAAACCCUACAAUUCCAGAGAAAUAUGAACAUAAUAAUCAUCUCAACAUUAAAAUACAUACAAAUAUAAAUUAUUAUAAAAAAAUAGAAGUUAUUUUAUAUGAAUGGUUAUAUUUUCAUUAUAAUAAUGUAUAUAACACCAAAGUAAAAAAAGAAAAAUUUAUAUUUAUACAACAAAAAAAAGACAUAUCAAAAGAUAAUAAGUCAUGUGUUCAAUAUGAUCAAAAUAAAAGCGAUUCAGAAAUGAAAGAUAGAAAUAGCACAAAAAAAGAUUUAAUGUAUGAUAAGGUUAUAACAAAUAAAAGGAACUACAUGACUGAUAUGGAUAUUCAACAUGGUAACAAUAAUAAUGAUAAUAAUAAUAUUACAUGUGAUAUUAUACCAUUCUAUGUUGAGAAAAAAAAAAAGAAAAAAAAAAAUAUUUUAAAAAAAAAGAAAGAAAUCAUCACAAAUCUACAUGAAUUAAAUGAUCUUGUUAUUAUCAUAUAUACCAUAAUUUCUCAUAUUCCUUAUUUUUUAUUUUUUAAAAAUAAAAUUAAAGACCCAUGUAAAUGUAAAAAAGAUUAUUUAUAUAACAUAGACAUACUAUUAUUAAUUUUGAACACCAUUAAAUUAAAUAAUUUAAUAAGUAGAAAUGUAUUAAUACAAUUUAAUUAUGUUCAUAUAUUUAUAUUCUUAUCAUCCUUAUAUAUAUUAUUACCAAAUUAUAUUCCAAAUUAUUAUUUAGUUCUAGAUGAUUUUUCAUCAUAUAAAAAUGAUAUAAAUAUAAUAAAAGAAAAUUUACAAAAAAACACAAGGACAAAAAAAUUAAAACAACAUCAUAUGGAUAAUAAGAUAAAGAAUAACAAUAAUAAAAAUAUAAAUGAUAACCAUGCUCAUAAUAAUUAUUAUCAAGAAAAACAAUCAAAAAAAAAUAUUACAUGUGAUGAAAAAAUCAAUGAACGAAUUAUAUAUAUAUAUAAUUCUAAUAAAUACAUGUGUUCAUAUGAUAUUUUUCUGAUAGGAUCUAAAAAAUAUACAAUUGAUAAAAAUCAUAUAACUAUAAACUCAUUGAAACAUGAAGAAAUAACUAUAACCAUUGAUCCACAUUAUGAUGAUCAUAUUAUUGAAUAUAACUGCAAUAAUAAUAUUUUUUUGAAAGAUAUUAAUAAAAUGAAAUAUAAAAAAAAGGAUAAACGUUUUGAACACACUAAUAGUGAGAACGAAUUUUCUGAUAGUAUUACAAACGAUUCAUCACUAUCAUCAUUGUCAUCACUAUCGUCAUCGCUGUCAUCAUCGCUGUCAUCAUCACUAUCGUCAUCGUUGUCAUCAUCAUUGUCAUCAUCACCAUCAUCUUCCAAGUCUUACAAUCAUUCUCGGUGUGACGAAUCAUGUAUCCCUAAAAACAUAGAAAAAAAUAAAUCAAAUUCAAAACAUAUAAAACAUAUGCCUAUCGAUAAAAGUAACAACUAUUCAAUUCUUGUUUUGAGGGAAUCAAAUAAUAAUUUAAUGGACUUAAAAACGGCAGAGGAAAAAUUCAUUUGCAUAAAAAUUAUAGAGGGGAAUAAUAAGGACCAGAAAAAAUCACAUUUAGAGAUGAAUAAAAAUAAUAUAAAAAAUAAAGAUAAUGAAUAUAAUUCUCCACAUGAUAAAACAAAAGAGAGACAAAUAAAAGGUGAUGUAUAUAAGAAUAUGUAUUCAUCAAAUUGUGCUGAGUUCAAUAUUAUUUUAAAUGAUAGUGAAGUGAAAUAUAUUAAUUUUAAAGGUAUGGUGUAUGAAAAAAAAAACAUCCAAAUAAAUAUGAUAAAUAAUUUAGAUAGAAAAGUGGAGAUUACAACAAAUGUUUAUCAUAUAUAUUUAAAUGAUAGAAAAAAGGAAAUAAAGAAAAAAGAAAAUUUUGAUAAGGAUAUAUAUAAUUUAAAACAUAGAAAAGGGACAGAAAAUAAUAUAAAUAAUAAUAUAAAGAAUAAUAUAAAGAAUAAUAUAAAAAAUAAAAUAAAUAAUAAUAUAAAUAAUAAUAGUAAUAUUUUGAAUGUUAACUAUGAUAUGUAUUAUGAAUGUGAUGCCUGUAAAAAUAUAAAUAAUCAUCUAAAAACAUAUAUAAAUAAAGAUGAUAUAAAUUUUCAGUGUGUUUAUUUAGAUAAAGAAAAGAAUAUAUAUAUUAAUAAAGAUAAUUGUAGUAAUAAAAUAAAUUUUCAUUUUUCUCCUUUUUUUCAAGGUACUUAUUAUUGUUUUCUUUUAUUUAAUGUUUUAUGUACUAAAACAAAAUUACUUUUAUCAACUUGUAAAAUCAAUUGUGUCUUUUAUAUAAAUUUUAUAAAACCUGAAGAGGUUAUUAAGAUAAAUUAUAAAUCUAAUAAUUUUACAUAUGAUCUUAUUUUAAGACCAUUGAAUAAACAAUUUUUAAAGAGUAUUUAUAACAUUUUAUAUAAAUUAAAUAAUAGCAAUAAUAAUAUUUUUUUUUCAAUUUAUAUAAAGAGAUAUUUAGACAAUAUAUAUAUGAAUAAAGAGGAUUUUUUUAUUUUAUGUGACUGUAGUAAUAAAGUAAAAAUUAAAGAUAAGAAAAUAUCUUUUACAAAUUUUAAAUAUUUAAAAGAUGAUAUAAUAAAUAACAAUAUAGAUAUUGAUUUAUUGUGUGAUAUGAUAAAAAAGGAUGUCACGUAUACAUGCAAAUUAGAAAUAAAUGAAGAAAUGAAUGGUGUCUUUGAAUAUAACCUUUAUCUUUUAAAAGGGAAACAAUAUAAUGUAGAAAAGAAUUUAUUCAUGAUAAAAGAUAGAGGAGAAAAUUAUAUGAACGAUGAAAUGUUAUCAUAUAUAGAGUGUGAAAAAAAUAUAAAUAAUAUGUUAUCCUGUCCAAAUAAUAAUAACAUUAACAUGAUAAGUAAUAAUUGUUAUAAUUAUUUUCUUUGUGAUAAUGAACUUGAUCUACCAUUUUGUAAGCCCAUGGUAGUAGAUAAUUAUUAUCAUUACUGUGAUAUAAAGCUAUAUAAAAUAAUAUGCAAUAUUAAUGAUGAAAAUAACAUAAGAACUAUUAAUAUAAAUUUAAAAGCUGGUAUGAUAUACAAAAAAAAUAUUCCUUUAUUUAAUUAUAGCAAUAAUAAUAUUACAUAUAAAUGUAGUUUUUCAGAUAUUAUGAAUGAUAAAAAUAUGAUUAUUAAUUAUAAUAUAUUUACUUGUGACGAAUAUGUUGAAUUAAAAAAAGAUAUGGAAAUAUAUAAUUUUGAAGUUAGAUGUUUUUGUCCUAUCGGUGGAAUAAAAUUCAGUUUAUUUUUUAUUUUGACAAAUAUACUUAAUGAACAAGAUAAAAUAAAAAUAAGAAUUGAAGGAUAUAUAUCAAAACCAGUUCCUAGAGAAAAUAUACAAAUAAAUGUUUUAAAUAAAAUAAAAAAAAAUAUACAAAUCGAAAUUUUUAAUGAAUUAGAUAUUCCUUGUGAAUUCAAAAUAUAUUCAGACCUGUUCAUAUUAUAUGGAGAAAAAAAAAAAAUUGAAAUGAUGCCUAAACAAAAAAAACUAUAUACAUUUUUUAUAAAAAGUGCACAUAUUGGUGAAUUUAUUGGUUGUCUUAUAUUCAAGUUUUAUAAAUAUAUAGAUAUAAAUAAUGAAAAUAAAAAUUCCUUUUUUUCUGAUUAUUUUUUUUGGUAUAGAUUAAAUAUUGUAGUAGAAUUAAAUGAGCCUAUGAAAAUUUUAUACCUAGAAACUUUUAUAGGACAAGAAAUCACAAAAGAUAUUAUUAUAAAAAAUAAUUCAAAUAAUAAACAAGAAUAUUUCUUGUUAUUAUAUAUUAAUGAAUAUAUUGAAAAAAAACAAAUACAAAUAGAUAAAAAUGAUAUAUAUAUUUAUAAAAUUAUAUAUUUACCUUAUAUACCUAAUUAUUUUUAUAAUAUUCAAACGUCAAGUUGUUCACAUUCUAAAUCAUUAACAGAAAAAGAAAAUAAUAAUUAUUUAAAUGACAUUCAUGAAAAAAAAAAAAAAUUACAUUUGGAUGAGGAAGAAAAGCUAUCUGAUGAUUUUAUACAAAAUGAAGAUAAAAAGUAUGAAAAAUUAAAACAAGAUUCAUCUAAAAAACACAUAGAAGAUACAAUAAAUAUUGAAAGUAAUAAUCAUAUACAACAUAAUAAUCAUAUUAUAAUAAACAGUCUAUACAAUUUUUAUUAUUCAAAUGGAGAAUAUAAUAAUACUACACAAUGUUUACAUGAAUCAAAAAAUAAAGACACAUUUACACAAAAAUAUAAAGAAAAAAAUAGAAAUGCAACUGACUUUCAUUUUGAACAUAAACAAAAAAAGAAUUUUCAAUCAAAAGAAAAACAAAUAUUUGAAGAAUUAAUUAAUUAUUGUAAAAAUAAAUAUAUUAAUAUAAACAAUAUCAAUUAUGAUAAUCAUAAUAUCGGUUUCUUUUUUAUAUAUAAUAAAAAACAAGGAAUAAAUUAUUAUAUUUUAAUAUUAUUAUCCAAAUUUAAAAAUAAAUUGAUAAUAAAUAAUUUUUAUACAAAUUUGUCAAAGGACUGUUAUAUAAAUAUUCAUUUCCAGUUUCAACAUGAACAAGAAAGGCAAGUAAAACAAUUACAAAAAAAAGAUAAACAAAAAAAACAACAUACUUUUUCAUAUGAAAUAAUAGAAAAAAUUGACAUAAUUCACAAAAUAAAAAAUGGGCAAAAUAAAAAUAACAUAUAUAAUACACCAAGUGAUAUAUGUUCAAAUAAUGAUGUACCCAUUUCUUGUUCUACACAUGAUGUUUAUAAGAAUCAUUUAAAAAAUUCAUUAUUAAAUUCAGAUGAAGAAAAUUAUUCUUUAAAUUAUGAUAAUAAAGAACAAGAAAUAAAUCAUUCUUCAAAUAUUAAAUGUAUCUAUUUGAGUAAUAAAAUUAAUUAUGCUAUUUUAAAAAAUGAAGAGAAAUUAAGUAAUAAAAUUGUUAUUAAAUACAAACCAACAAUAGGAACAUCUCAAGAUUGUUAUAUAAUCAUAAGAAAUAAUUUAUAUGGAGAUUUUAUUUAUUUUAUGAGAGGAAUGUAUGUUGUGAAAAAAAAAAUAAAAGAACAAUUGGUUUUUUAUAACUCCUCUUUUUUGUAUCGUUUCGUUAUAAAUUUUUUUAAUCCUUUUAAUUGUAAUGUAUGUGUUAAAUGUGGACUAAAAGAAAAUAACAUGAAAAAUAAAAAUAACAUGAAAAAUAUAAAAUAUAUAAAAUAUAUAAAAAAUAUAAAAAAUCACGACGUACAUAAUAACAAUAUCAACACAAUAAAUAAAAAAAAACAACACAAGCACUCAUGUUUGAAGGCAAAAAAAUUAUUAUUAAAUGAUCAAAAAAAUUAUUUUCUUAUCAUCAAUAAUGAUAAUUUUGUAAUUAAAGACAGGAAAGAUUUCCCUCUACUUUUUAUAUCAUUCUGUAAAUAUGAACCAUCAUAUCAUAAAACCUUAAUCAUAAAAUUACAACCAAUGUAUAAUAAAAAUAUACAUAACAUACAAAUCUCUUCUAUUAUAUAUGAAUAUAAUCUAAUUUUCAAUAAAACAAACCCACAACAAAAUCAAAUAGAAAGUAAUAUAUUAAAUCAUUUUGUUUUAUCCAAUUUGUAUACAAGAAAAUCCUUCACACAUGCAUAUCAAACUAUACAAACUGAGGAAAAUAAAAAUUAUGUGGAGGAAUUUAAAAUGAAUAUACACGAGUCAAAUGGAAGUGAAAAUGGAAAUGGAAAUGGAAGUGAAAAUGGAAAUGGAAAUGGAAGUGAAAAUGGAAAUGGAAAUGGAAGUGAAAAUGGAAAUGGAAAUGGAAGUGAAAAUGGAAAUGAUAUUUGCGAGUCAAGUGAUUAUGAAAAUGACAUGUUCAACACAUCCCCAAAUGAAUCUAUUAGUAUGUACGAGUCAGGUGACAGACAUACGACAGACAGCCAAAAGAGCGAUACUGCAAAUGAGUUGUGCAUGGAAGAGUUAAGAAGAGAAUAUAUAGACAAAAGGAGUAUGAGUCAAAACGGAAGGGACCAUAGCAGCAAUUAUGAUUAUAAUUUUAAUGAUGAUUGUUAUUUAAUAAAUGAUAAUGAUAUAAUUUAUUACGAUCAAAAGAUAUUUGUUGAAAGUAUUUGUCAAAAGAAAACAUGUGUACGAAUAUAUAUAGACAAAAAGAAAAUAAGAGAAAGUCCAAAUUAUGAUAGUUUAAUAAAUGAUUUAGAAAUAUGUAAAAAGAAAAAGUGUGUAUUACACAGAAAUGUUGAAAAGGAUGAAUGGAAUUAUAAAAUAUAUUUAAUAAAAUUAACAAAUAUGUAUGAUAAUAAUAAUAACAAUAAUAAGAACAAUAGUGAUGAUAUAAUCAAUAAGAGGAUGAUCACAAUGAAUAAUAUAUUAUUUGAAAUAAACGAUGAAAUAUUAAAUGAUUAUAUAUAUGUAAAUGUAAUAGAAGAUACAGAAGAAGGAUUAUUAAUAGAUAUAGAGUUGUUGGCCUAUUUACCUUUUCAUUGUAAUUUUUUUCUAAUGAUUAAAAAAAAAAUGAAAGAAAAGAUAAAUGGAAAUAAGAAUGAUAUAAAUAUAUCAUCAGAAAAUUGUACUAAGAAGGAUAUUAAUAUAUUACCUCAGUUUAAAGAUAAUAAUAAUAAAUAUAUAAUAAAUGGUAUUGAAAAAAAUUGUAUAUUUAUUGAAAUAUUUAAUUACCUUAAAAUCUGUAGUAAAUAUAUAAAUAUAUUUGUUGAUAAGAAUUUAUGUUCAGAAAUCAAGUUAAAUAUAUAUUAUAAAAAUAAUAGUGAUUCUUAUUUUAAUGCAUAUAUGAUAAAUUACAAUGAAUAUAAUACAAAUGAUGACGUCAAGAAUGAGAUUUUAAAUUAUGAUAUCAAACCAUCUUCAGGUGUAUUAAAACAUAAUAACUAUAAUAAAUUUAUAAUUAUAAGGACUAACAAAAAUGGAGUAAUAAAUAACAAUAACGUUUUUCUUCUCUUGAUAAAAACGGAAAGAAAAAUUUUUUCUUACAUUAUAUUUUCUCAUUACAAGCAUACAAGAACUAUAUUUACUAAGGAUGAGUAUAAUAAGAUAUAUGAUAUAAUAAAUGAAAACAAAAAAAAAUUCAGCGAAGUUUUUAAUACAUUCAAGGAAGAAAAAAAAGAAAGUGUUGUUUUUAAUGAAAGGAAUCAAAUUAUUAUUGAAGAUAUACAAAAAUCAACAAAUGAAAUUCAAAAUAUUUAA